Messenger RNA from Sitodiplosis mosellana (orange wheat blossom midge), 1894 nucleotides. RefSeq names its product ornithine aminotransferase, mitochondrial (gene Oat). NCBI's taxonomy places the organism in Eukaryota, Metazoa, Arthropoda, Insecta, Diptera, Cecidomyiidae. Bases 247 to 1764 code for a protein of 505 amino acids. Gene Ontology annotation, molecular function: identical protein binding; L-ornithine transaminase activity; pyridoxal phosphate binding. The transcript has 6 exons. Gene Ontology annotation, cellular component: cytoplasm. The record is from RefSeq and is a predicted model, not a curated record.
UGUCGUGCCGUGCCGAGUGUAUAAAAGAGCGCAGCUAAUACGAGAUAAUUUAUUCAAGACGCAACUUGCACUCUAACAGGAAGCAUCGUUAAUUUGAAAAGAAGUUAAAAAAAACAACGAACGUCUGUCACAUCCGCGUAGCUAUAAACCAGCAUCAGCGUUUCGUUACACAUGUCUUCAAUCGAUCCACUUGGAACAAAAGACUGAUUAAAUCACCGUGGAACCAAGAAAAUUUAUAAAACAAACAUGUUAAUCAACUCCUCGCAAAAUUACCGACUGGCCAUCCAAACGAUCCGUUCACAUAGCGGUCUAUUACAAGAUGUUAGCCAGUUGAAUGUUUGCGCGAAAAGGUGGCUUUGGGCAUACAAACCUAUAAUUGGAUCGAGCAGCAUCAAUAGAAACCGAAUUCAGGGUCAAUGCCAACGUGGUUUUUCGAAUAGCGUGUUGCUAUAUCAAAGCCAUCCCACCGACACUCAGUUUCAAAAAAUGAGCCCAAUCGCAUCACAGCAAAUCUCUAGUCAUCCAAAGAUGGAGAGUAACGGUACUAAGAAGGGUCUUACAUCUGAAUACGUGUUUGAACGUGAAAAAAAAUACGGUGCACAUAAUUAUCAUCCACUUCCAGUGGCUCUGUGCAAAGCCAAAGGCGUUUACAUAUGGGAUGUCGAAGGAAAACGUUAUUAUGAUUUCCUUAGUGCAUAUUCUGCAGUUAAUCAGGGUCAUUGCCAUCCAAAAAUUCUGAAAGCUCUAACCGAACAAGCACAAACACUCACACUCACCUCAAGAGCCUUCUAUUCAGAUGUGUUGGGUGAAUACGAGGAAUUUGUUACAAAGUAUUUUGGCUAUGACAAAGUGUUGCCGAUGAAUACCGGUGUUGAAGGUGGCGAAACGGCUUGUAAAUUGGCACGUCGUUGGGGUUACGAUGUGAAGAAAAUCCCGCAAAAUCAAGCAAAAAUUGUAUUUGCCGAAGGAAACUUCUGGGGCCGAACAUUGUCAGCUGUUUCAUCGUCAUCGGAUCCAACGUGCUUUGAACGAUUUGGUCCAUUCAUGCCAGGCUUUGAAUUGGUGCCCUAUAAUGACGUAAAAGCGUUGGAAGAAAAACUAAAAGAUCCGAACGUAUGCGCAUUCAUGGUUGAACCGAUUCAAGGCGAAGCUGGUGUGUUCGUUCCAGAUGAUGGUUAUUUGAAAGAAGUGCGUCGCCUAUGCACAAAAUACAAUUGCUUGUUCAUUGCUGAUGAAGUUCAAACUGGUCUUAGCCGAACCGGUAAAUUGUUGGCCGUUGAUCAUGAAAAUGUUCGUCCCGAUAUUUUGAUUUUGGGUAAAGCAUUGUCGGGUGGAGUGUAUCCAGUGUCAGCCGUACUAGCAAACGAUGAUAUUAUGUUGACAAUCAAACCCGGAGAGCAUGGUUCGACAUACGGUGGCAAUCCACUUGGGUGCAAAGUAGCAAUCGCCGCUCUCGAAGUGCUUCGCGACGAAAACCUAGCCGAAAAUGCUGAACGAUUGGGCGAAAAACUCCGAUCUGAACUCCGAAAACUACCAAAGGAUAUGGUGCCGAUCGUACGCGGCAAAGGAUUAUUGAAUGCCAUCGUUAUUGAUGAACGUCUCGAUGCAUGGGAAGUGUGUCUUAAGCUCAAAGAAAACGGACUCUUAGCUAAACCUACACACGGCGAUAUUAUAAGAUUGGCGCCACCACUUGUUCUCACCGAAGAACAACUUGAUGAAUGUGUCGAUAUCAUUACAAAGACAAUUUUUUCAUUUCAACAAUGAACUGGAACAGCGCAGCUAGUUCAAGAUUCAAUUUAAUUUCACUCAAUAAUUAGUUCAUUCUCAAUCAAUGUAUUAUUUUUAUCACGAUGACUGUGAAAUAAUUAUGAAUAAAAUUUUAAUCACCAACAUA